AGAUCCCCGUGCCUGCCCAGGGGGGGAAUCGGUCGUUCUUUAUCCCAGAAUGGACCUCUUCCAUCUUCACACCUUCCUAUGCUGUAUUACUAUAUCAGCAGCCAAUAUCUUUGAGUACCAGGCAGAAAGCCAACCUCUUCGUCCCUGUGAGCUGCAAAGAGAAAAGGCCUUUCGAAGAGGUGACGAUUAUGUCCCUCAGUGCUUGGAAGACGGACAAUUCAGGAACAUCCAGUGUGACAACCUUUCGUGCUGGUGUGUGGAUGAGAAGGGCGGAGAAGUGUCAGGCAGCAAAAAGAACGGCUCUUUUGUAGCUUGUUUGUCCUUCUGCCAACUCCAAAAGCAGCGGAUCCUGGUCAGUCGCUACAUCAAUAGUAGCACAACGUCCUACAUCCCACAGUGUCUGGAUUCUGGUGACUUCGACCCAAUACAGUGUGAUGUGGAUGUCGGGCAGUGCUGGUGCGUGGAUGCUGAAGGGAUGGAAAUUUAUGGCACAAGGCAGAGAGGGAAGCCAACACAAUGCCCUGGGAAAUGUGAGAUUCGAGACCGUCGUAUUCUGCAUGGCGUUGGGGACAAGAGUCCUCCGCAAUGUUCAGUCGAUGGGGAAUUUCUGCCCGUCCAGUGCAAGUUUGUCAACAGGACAGACAUGAUGGUGUUCGAUCUCCUUCACCAUUUUAACAGGUAUCGGGAUGCAUUCCUGACCUUCAGUGCCUUUAGAAGUUCGUUCCCCGAUGUCUCUGGCUACUGCUACUGUGCAGACAGUCUUGGGCGGGAGCUAGAAGAGACAGGUCUGGAAAUGUUACUUGACCACAUUUAUGACACUGUUUUUGCGUCCAUGGAACUCACACAAACCUUCAGUGAAACCAGCAUGUACAGGAUCCUGCAGAGGCGUUUUCUGGGAGUGCGGCUGGUGACAUCUGGCAAGUUCCGAUGCCCCUCCAAGUGUGAAACGGAGAGAUUCUCAGCUGUACGUUUCCAACAUAAUUAUACACCAUUGUGUGAUGGAAAUGGAGCCUAUGUGCCAACACAGUGCCAGGCGGGUGGUCAGUGCUGGUGUGUGGACCCCAAUGGACAGGAGAUUCUGGGAACCAGGAGUCAAGGACAGCGCCCGGCAUGUGGUGAUGAACGCACCUGUGUCUUUGAAAGACAACGAGCACUUGCUACCCUUUUCUACGGACCGAUUGGAUACUUCGGGCAGCACCAUUUGUUCUCUGCUGUCGAGGAGCCCCAGAAAACAGCCCGGUCCUCAAGAUCUUGUCCUCCUUCACUGAAGGAACUGUUUGUGGAUUCCGGGUUGCUGUCGUCUGUCAUAGACACAUUAGAGGCUCCUCGGUUGCUUGUGCUCAAAACUGUUCUUACCGAGGCUAUCAGGGGGUUAUUUCCUUCAAGGGAGCUUGCUCAGGUGGCCCUCCAGUUUGCUGGCAACCACAAGCGGUUCCAACAAAACCUUUUCGGGGGGAAGUUCUUACAGAAUUUGGCUCAGUUUAAUUUCACUGGGGCAAUCGGCACAAACGGCAAAUUGGACGUGGAGCAAUUUUUCCAGACGAGCAGGACAAGCGGUGGAUUUGCUGAACCCACGCAGCAAAUUUUGCUGGAAGCGCCCAAGUUCUCUUUGAGUCAGCCUCUGGUGGACCGUUUUGGCCAGGCGGUUAAUUUGCAGAACAAUCAGAAGGCGGUCAAGUUUCUCGCUUCCCUCCUUGAAGCCCCGGAGUUUUUCACUUUUCUGCGGCACGUCAUUUCCGUCCCGGAAAGCGUUGCCGAGGAUUUAGGGGAUGUGGUAGAAAUAGUGCUGAGAUCCCAAGGCUGCGAGGAGCCGGCCAAAAAUGGGUUUGUCCCAGAAUGCACUAAAGCCGGGACAUAUCGUGAAAUCCAGUGCUAUGCCGGGGAUUGCUGGUGUGUGGAUUCCAACGGUAAAGAAAUCUCGGGAUCCAGAGUCCGUGGCGCACGUCCGAGGUGUCCUAUGUUGUGCGAGAAGCAGAGGGAGAGUCUGCAACUCUUGAAAAGAAGCCAGCCUGCCGGAUCUGAGCUCUUUGUUCCUUCCUGUACCCCAGACGGAAAAUUCCUGACCGUUCAGUGCCAUGGAAGAAAUUGCUUCUGUGUCAAUUCGGAAGGCAGGACAAUUCCAGGAAUUGCCACAAAUGCAGGGCAGCCCGUGCAGUGCCCAAGUGACUGCCAACUAGCAGGCAGUCAAGCUUUUCUAAAAACCGUGCAGCAGCUACUGUCAAAUCCUACAGCUCUAACUCAGCUCUCCAGUGUCUAUAUCCCACAAUGCACGCGGGACGGCCAAUGGAGACGGGUCCAAUGCGACGGCCCCCCUGAACAAGCCUUUGAAUGGUACCAAAGGUGGGUCGCCCAGAAUAACAAUGGCAGAUCUCUCUCUUUUGAUGACUUGAUGGACAUCCUGCUUGACUACAAAGAGCGAUCUCGGCUGAGCUUUAAAGCCUUCGUCGAAGCCCUCUAUGAAAGGGGCCACCAGAACGUCUUCCACGAAUUCUCCAGAUUUCUCUCCUUCAAUGCGGUUCCUCAAGCGAUCCGGGAAGGCAAUGCCACCGGGGCUUCAUCGGAGAACAUUCUGCUGGAUCCAUUCACUUUCUGGCAACUUCUCCAGGGACAGCUUACCCAUUACCCAGGGCCUUACGGUGGUUUCAGUAGCCCACUAGAACAUUUUGACCUGCGCCGUUGCUGGUGUGUUGAUGAAAAGGGACAAAUGCAAGGGAGCAAAGCUGAACUGAAUGAGAUUCCAAACUGCCCCGGAGCAUGCGAAGCCGCUCGACAAGAAGCCGCACGGUUUACUGACGAGGUGGAGCAGCUCAUCCGGGAAUCCAACAGCUCCCGCUUUCCUUUUGGGCAGAGCUUUCUAAUGGCGGAAGGGCUCAGGCUGACAGAGGACGAGCUGCUCAGUUCUUCUGAGCCGGGGGCUGCGUUUUCAGAAGCAUUGUUGGCGGGAGGAGAUUAUGCCAUCCGGCUGGCGGCGCAAUCCACUUUGCGUUUCUAUCGGCGCCACCUCUUUGCCACACGUGGUUCUGCAGGAGAGGCCAUGCAUUUGGGAUUUCAGCCUUACAUCCCACAGUGUGAUGGACUGGGGAACUGGGAACCUGUUCAGUGCUACCACAGCUCAGGUCACUGCUGGUGUGUGGAUGAGAGAGGACGUUACGUGUCGGAUUCUCUAGUGACACGCUCGUCUCGCCUGCCCAAGUGUCAGACACAGUGUCAACGCUCCCGAACAAACGCGUUGAUUUCCAGCUGGAGGCAGAAUGGUUCGAAACGUGACGUGACUUCAGCAGACCGGUUUACACCAUCCUGUUUAGAGGCAAGUUGUUUUUUAGAGCUCCAGCCGUUCCAGAGUGUCCAAACUCAAAGUCACUUUCAACUCCUGCUUCCUCCUGAGAAGACCUGCAGCCCUGACUACUCUGGGCUGCUGGAAGCCUUCCAGAUCUUCAUUCUGGAUGAGAUGAAGGCCCGUGGGCUUUGUCAUAUCCAGGUCAACACCGCGGAACACCUGGUUGCGGUGCCCGUUUGUGGUGAUUCUGCCGUGCGGGUGGAGUGUUUGUCCGUGGACCGUUUGGGAGUCAACGUCACGUGGAGAGUUUUGCUGGAAGAUGUCCCGGCAUCGUCACUCCCUGAUUUACACAACAUUGAAGAAGCUAUGGUUGGCGAUCUCCUUGGACGCUUUGAAACGCUCAUCAGGAAUGGCGGCCUUGCCUUCCAUUUGGACGCCAAGCCCUUCCAAGCGGACACUUCCGUUAGGCUCCUCAGAGAUGUGGAUUUCAACGUAUCGGCCAGAGUUCACCUUGGAUGCAAGAGUGGGUUUCAAAAGGCUUCGACUGUAGAAGGAACAGCCCCAGAUGCCCAAGGGUGUGUUGUCUGUCCUUCAGGCUUCUAUUUCCAGAAUGACCACUGCGUUCCGUGUCCCUCCGGAUUCUAUCAAGAGCAGGCUGGAAGCCACUUCUGCUAUGCAUGUCCUUCAGGGAAAACAACCAUCUCCACUGGUGCUUUUAAAGCCGAACACUGUGUGACUGCCUGCCAGACGGAUGAGCGAGGCUUGCAGUGUGAUAAGAAUGGCCAGUAUACACCUUACUUUGAAGACCCUGCUACCAACAAGUCAUUCUGUGUUGAUAGGCUUGGAAAGAUACUGGAGUGGACCGAAACAGAUGGACAGCUUACAGUCUCCCAGUGCCUAGUUCUCCGACGUUUCGAGAGAGUCCCUGCCUCCAAGCUUUCUAUCCCGGCAGACGGGACAGAGACGGUUCGGUCUGAAACCAUCCAAGGAGAACCCGGCGAUGUGCUUUGGCGGUGCAUUGCAGAGUGCGAGAAGGAUGAGUCGUGUGGGUUUGUCGCGCUGUCCGCUGCAGGGACAGGAACGCUGUGUGAGCUGUACAGCGCUGCCGAAAGCAAUUACAAUUGCUCCACUUCUGGACUGGCUGAAGGUGUUUUUGACAACUCUGCCGCCGUGAGAAUUGCGCAUCUCAGCUGCCUGAUUAAAGUAAGAAGCCGGGAUCAAAACCCAGUCAAGGUCUACUUGAAAAAAGGGCAAGAAUUCACAAUAGCUGGAGCCAAGACCUUUGAGAGGACUGAUUUCCAGGAUGUUGUUUCUGGCGUGUACAGGACUCUGGUUCUGUCGGCAGCUGGGACAUCUUUGACAGAUGUUCAUCUCUUCUGCCGCCAAGUUUGCAGCCAAGAUGCCUGCUGUGACGGCUUCAUCUUGAGCCGGGUCAUUCUGGAUGGAGGUAGUAUCUUGUGUGGGCUUAUGAGUUACCCUGACGUAUUCACCUGCAACAUGAACGACUGGGGUGGAACCGCAACACGUGGGACAGAAGACCAGUGCGAAAGAGAAAAUUAUGCUGAAGGGAGCAAGCAGUACUCAUUCCGUCUGGGAGGCCAGGUGCUGACCGAAACUUCUGGGGUGAAAGGAAGAAAGGACAACUCUUUCAUCAGCUUCCAGCGUGUUUAUCUAUGGAGAGAUUCUGACAUGGUCACUCGAGUGAGAUCCAGUGUGUGCGAUGUUCCGGUUGCCCCAAUACAGACAGAGCCAAUACCGGCAGGUACAGAUUCUGCACUGGAGCUCUUUACCCUGAUGGAAAACAGCCAGAUCCAGACUGACCAGCGCCGUUCUCUUCCAUCCCAAGAGUACUGGAUCUUCAAGCACACGUACUCAGUGGAGGAGGCUCGCCUCUGGUGUCUUACACGUUGUGCAGAAGAUGAAUUCUGUCAUCUAGCUGAUAUUCCGAGCGUUACGACCCAAGCAUACUUUACUUGCACCCUCUAUCCUGUGGCUCAGGUGUGUGAUAAUAUCAUCGACAGCAUCCCUGAAAAUUGCAUCACUGUGCUCCCCCGGAAGCCAAACGUUUUAUUUCAGAAAACUGUCUCUCUAGGAGGAAGCGUGAAGAACUUUUAUACUCGUUUACCUUUCCAUAAAGUUUCAGGAAUCUCUGUGAGAAACAAGAUGGAUAUGACUGGGAAGGCUGUUGGAGAUGGGUUCCUGGACUGUGAGCACUUGUGUGAUGCAGAUCCUUGUUGCACGGGCUUUGGACUUUUAAAUACUUCUCAAGGAGCAGAUGGCCAAGUGUUGUGCCUGAUUUUGAAUAGUUUGGGAAUACAAACCUGCAGUGAAGAACUGAGAAAUGUCUGGAGUGUUUCAAACUGUUCAUCUCUGAAAACGGAAGCCAGGAGCCACCCCUUUGGCUGGUACCAAAAAGGAGCCAAUAUUCCUGGUGUGUGCCCACCUGUUCAUCUACCUGGAAGAAGAGAAGAAAAUGAUUCGGGCAAGUGGAAACGUGUGGAUGAGUCUUUGGUUCUCAUUGAUCCCUCCGUCUCACGGUUCGAUAUUGUACACCUGAGUGGAGAAGCCUCUGGUGAUUUUGCUUCUGCCCGAGACUUUUGCCUGUCAGUUUGCUCCAAGAACCAAUUCUGCUUGGUGACUACUCUGGAAAUACAGCCUACAGCAACACGGUGCAUGUUCUACCCAGAAACCCAGAGCUGCAGACUUAGCCUGCAAGGGCACCGCUGCCAACUCCUGCUCAAGGAGCCGGCUACAUAUGUCUAUCGCAGGCAAGUCGGAACAGAUGCCUUCCCAUCCGUCACUGAAACAAGCGGCAGCGUGACCGUGAACAUCCCGUCGCAUGGAGUUUUGUAUGGCACUUCGAAGGCCAUCCAAGUGGGCUCCAACUGGAAGGGCAUCCGCCAGUUCCUUGGGAUUCCAUAUGCAGCACUUCCUGUAGCAGAGAACCGCUUCCAUCCACCACAGGUUUUCACUCGGGUGGACUCCUGGAAUGCUACUGUGACUCGGGCUAGUUGCUGGCAACCUGGGGAUGAUGAGGUCAGACCUUCAUUCGUCAGUGAAGACUGCUUGUAUUUGAACAUCUAUGUCCCUGAUCACACUGGUGGAAAUCUGUCUGUGCUGGUGUUAUUUCACAACGGUGUGGCUGGGGAGAGGGACCAAACAAGGACCAUCGUCGAUGGCUCGUACUUAGCUGCCGUUGGCAAUAUCGUUGUCAUCACUGCGAAUUACCGUGUUGGAGUCUUUGGCUUUUUCAGUACUGGUUCCUCUCCGGCAAGGGGCAACUGGGGCCUGCUGGACCAAGAAGCGGCUUUGAAAUGGACGCAGGAAAACAUUGCAAGUUUUGGCGGAGACCCCAGCCAGAUUACAAUCGCAGGCGAUCGCGGCGGAGCUGACGUCACCAGCCUUCACCUAAUUGCAGGAGUUGCUGACUCGGGUCUCUUCAAGAGAGCCUUCUUAAUAGGAGGUUCCGCUUUCUCUCCGGCAUCAAUCAUCAGCAAGGAAAAAGCACAGGAGCAAGCUGCCGAUUUGGCUGAUGAACUUGGCUGCCCUUCAUCCGAUGGUGAAGAAAGUGUCUCCUGCCUCCGCCGGUUGCCUGCCAAAGCUCUCAACGAUGCGCAAACCAGGCGACUUGCUGUAAGUGGGCCCUUUCAGUACUGGAGCCCAGUGGUCGACGACGUCUAUCUGAAGGAGCCUCUAACAUCAGCUUUGCAGUGCUCCCAAGCCGUGAAGUUGGAUCUGCUCAUCGGAAGCUCUCAACAAGAUGGGCUGAUCAGCCGAGCAAAGGCAGUUAAGCGAUUCGAAGAAAGCCGAGGCCGUGCUGACAGCAAAACCGCCUUCUAUCAGGCUCUCCAAAAUUCCUUGGGGGGAGAGGACUCCAAUCCCAUGGUCCAGGAUGCUGCCACCUGGUUUUAUUCUCUCCAGCACUCAUCUGACGAUUAUGCAUCGUUCUCCAGGGCUUUGGAAAAUGCCACUCGGGACAACUUCAUCAUUUGCCCCACCAUAGAGAUGGCCAGGCACUGGGCAGGUAGCAACAAAGGAAAUGUAUUCAUGUACCACGUACCAGAGAGUUCGUCCUUGAGCAGUUCGAGCCUGGAGCUGUUGCCGGACGUUCAGUAUUUUUUUGGCCUGCCCUUCCACCCCCAAUAUGAAAACCGAUACACUCUGGAAGAGAAGACUCUUUCUUUGACCAUAAUGCAGUACCUGGCCAACUUCAUAAGAUCUGGAAAUCCAAACAACCCAUAUAAAUUCUCAAGGAAAGCAACUGGUUUCGCACCAUCUUGGCCUCUAUUCCGAGCAGACUCUGGCGGAGAAAAUUAUAAAGAACUCACUGCUUCUCUAAAGAACCGUAAAGGGUUGAAAGAAGCUGAAUGUUCAUUCUGGGCUGAUUACGUCAAGACUCUCAGAGCUUCUACAGACUGCAGAAGAGAUCAGCCAAUCCCAAGUGAAGCAAGCAACCGGUUGGGAGCGGAACCUGUUCUUAAAACCACUCCGACAAAGCCAGCUGACGAAAACGUGGCCUAUAGCAAAUAGAACGUUUCACUGAAAUCUCUUUUGGACUGGUUGGGUAUUCCACAAGACCAACAUCAUCUUGCUAGCGACCACAUAUCUCUGCUCCCUAUCUUUGCAGAUAACUAUAAUUUCCAGUUUUGCCUUCGUGCAAGAACAGGCAAGAUUUUAAAAGCGCAACGUGCCCGGAGAUGGCUCCUUCCACUGGGGGAAAUCACCUCUGGUAGCAAAGUAGAUCUGUGAGAUCUAGCACGGGGGAGCAAGCCUGUUGAACAAAAUAUCCUCAAUAUGCCUAGAAUUCUAUUCCAGAAAUAUAUAUGGCAAAAGUCAAAGCUUCUUUGCCAACACAAUUGCUGGCCUUUCAAAAUCUGAUGGGAAGGAAUGCUUGUCUUAUUCAGUAAAGUUUGGAGAAGAGUCACAAGUAAGCCGAAGCCACAACUCCUUUCCACAGGGUUCGGAGGAAUGCCUUCCAGAAACCCUUGUGAAAUGUGAACUUCAAAAGAUGCAGGUCCUUGCAGCUUCAUAAUUCAUGCUUUCCCAUUUAUCACUGAACAGGUUUACUUAGAAGUAAGUCCCACUGAAUGGGAGUUACUUUCUUGAAAGCGUGGUUGGGAUUGCACCCUAUCAUAUAAUUGAGUCCUUCCCCCCCGCCCACAAAUUGCUCUUAAAGCAUCAAAACCUUAAAUAUUCAGGAUGUGCCUGAAAAUUCAGUUUCUCAGCUGUGCCUCCAAAAACAGGAAUAUUUUGGCAGGGAAUCAUCAAUAUAGUGCAUGUUUGGUAGGUAUUAAUGACCUGUAAAUAUGAUUUAAAAAAGAGAUAUAGCAAAUGGCGAAUUGGUAACGUGGAAGGAAGCACAGCUGAGCCAAAGCUUUUUUGAAUCUUGCCUGUUGUUGUAACGUCUUCGUGAAGACGAAAACUCAAAUGCUACAGUGAUACAGCAAUCCAACAACUGUUUUUGCUUGUUGCUCAUAUUUGGCUAUAUUCAGUUGUUUGAACAAAGUGUUCAAUAAAGCUGCAAAAACUG
This is a messenger RNA of Sphaerodactylus townsendi, 8807 nucleotides long. RefSeq names its product thyroglobulin (gene TG). The transcript is spliced from 45 exons. The record is from RefSeq and is a predicted model, not a curated record. The coding region runs from base 50 to 7807 and encodes 2585 amino acids. NCBI's taxonomy places the organism in Eukaryota, Metazoa, Chordata, Lepidosauria, Squamata, Sphaerodactylidae. Gene Ontology annotation, biological process: thyroid hormone generation.